Heterobilharzia americana is the source of this 1256-nucleotide messenger RNA. The record is from the annotation of a GenBank genome assembly. Lineage: Eukaryota; Metazoa; Platyhelminthes; Trematoda; Strigeidida; Schistosomatidae.
AUUUAUAAUUGUGGAAAUUUCUUCUGUGUAGUGAUUCCGCAUGUAGUACUUGAUUUCUUAUAUUUUAGUUUGUAAUUUCCAGCAAUAGUCAUUAAAUGCUAUCAACAUUUUCUUAACUGAUACUGCAUUAUGAAGAAUAUCUAUUACGUUUCAUGUACGAUUUUAUCACAGUAUUCAUAUAUCUAUUUUAGAGAGCCCGUGAGAUGAAACAGUGUCCGAAUGUGGAGGUUGAUAGAGAUGAUAUGGAUAAUUCUGUCAAAUUAAAUCGACAUCACAGUACUGGUUCUGUGCAUUCACUAAACAAUCAAAACCCAGCUUCAAAGGUGAAUGCAACGAUUCCAGUGUCUACAUCUCCUACUCAAACAUGUUUGACUCCAUACCUUUCUGAUGAACCGAAACUCAUUCAUACAAGUGGAUCUAUCCAGUCCAUAAUGGAACAACCAUCGAGUCAAACAAAUUCUGUUCCACCAAGCAAUAAUUUACGACUGUCCGAACCAGAAGCAUCCAUAGAUGAUGCUGUUAUUAAUCAGGCAUUAAAUGCUGUCACCUAUCCUAGUCGACAAAGCCCAUAUCAUCUAGAUAUUGGACGUCUCGUCAGAGCUGUCGCUUUAGGUUCACCGUUCGCACCCCCUUUGUGCCGUAGUCUUAUAAGUACGGCAGUUAUACGUGGGUCUCGUGAUGAUGGUCAGGCAUCCAGCAGUGUUCCUGAUUUUAAACGACUAAUGGAAGACAUGAACGUGGCACCGCGAACUUUAACUCCUGGAAGUUCUAAGGACUUUCUGGUUCCGAGUGCACCAUGUGUACCUGAAGUUUAUCCACUGGAAACAUUACAUAACGCUUUAACUUUAAGUCAAUUGGAAGCUUUUUUUGUUCGUUUAACCACUCACAAAUUUCCAACUCCGUUCACGUCACCUCAGCAUCCAUCGACUCCUGUCAAUUAUUAUCAUCAACAUCGUCACCCAAUCAAUUCUGAUAUCACUGGUCAAUAUCAAGAUUCAAAUACAAGUUUGUUGACUGCAUUCCCAGUUACCAUUGGAGAUGAUAUUAUAGAUCAAAGUUGUGGUGCUGUUGGUGAAAUUUCACCUGAGCCAGAAGAAGGCGGGACGUCAUUACUGCAAUCCACUUCAGCUUUCCACUUAAUUACGUCAAAUGCUAAGUCAUCAUUAUCUCUAAUAGAAUCAGGACCACUGGAAAAUACUGAUAGUUGUUUUUUACCUCAGGAACCUAUGUCCGAUUGUCCGUCUACGGAUAGUUGA